AUAUUCCCCACCACCAGCGCGGCUCACGGAACAACAGAAAGCUCCACCAUCUCCUGUUUCUUCUUCCCUGUCCCAUCCCAAGCAACACGCAAAGGCCGAGCAAACGCAGGGCAAACACAGCCCCACCAGUGACCAGACCAGAGCUCGAAAGCGUGCGAAAGAGCGAGCAAGCAAAUUAAGCGAGAAGUAACCCGGAUUCCUUUCGAUCGAUGGCGGCGGCGGCGGCGGCCAGCGGAGCCCCACCGGCGCCGCUGCCGGUGGUGGGGCAGCAGUUCUGCGCGCCGUACGUGGUGCCUCUGACGGUGACCAAGAAGGCCAUCAGCCUCUCCGACGGCGACUUCGCCAUCACCGACGCCAACGGCGCCGUCGUGCUCAAGGUCAAGGGCGCCAUCUUCAGCAUCCGGAACCGCCGCGUGCUCCUCGACGCUGCCGGCCAGCCCCUACUCUCCAUGCAAGAGAAGGUAUUCAGUAUGCACAACAGAUGGGAAGUGUUCAGAGGGGACAGCACAAAUGCAAGCGAUCUGCUCUUCACUGUGAAGAAAUCCUCAAUGAUACAACUCAAGACAGAGAUGGAUGUCUUCUUGGCCGGAAACACCGCACAGCAGGUCUGCGAUUUCAAGAUCAAGGGCAGCUACUUCGACAGGUCCUGCGCCUUCUAUUUGGGCAACUCCAGUACCAUGGUAGCUCAAAUGAACCGUAAGUUCACUGUUUCAAAUGUACUGCUUGGGAAGGACACAUUUGGUGUCACCGUGUUCCCACAUGUCGACUACGUGUUCAUCGCGACUCUUGUUGUGAUCUUGGAUGAGGUUCACAGGGACAAAAACGAUUGAUGAACACAGUCGCCUCCUGAGCUUCCUUCGGAUCCCGCUGCGGUCAUGUCAUCUCAAGUUGUUAUUGUUCGUACUCUUAUCCGGAUCGAGGGCUGCAUGCACUGUAUAUGCUGCUGCUAGACAGAUUGAGUGUUGAACAUGCUGACUUGUGAUGAUGUUGCAAUAAUGAUUAUUACCGUGUCGUCUGAUCAACGGUUUGGAUUGGAAUUGCUUACUGCGAUAAGUAUGGUUGUUUCUUUAA
Molecule: messenger RNA, 1071 nt
Organism: Brachypodium distachyon (stiff brome)
Lineage: Eukaryota; Viridiplantae; Streptophyta; Magnoliopsida; Poales; Poaceae
Product: protein LURP-one-related 15
Exons: 3
Coding region: 210-830 (206 amino acids)
Source: RefSeq, a predicted model, not a curated record